Messenger RNA from Copidosoma floridanum, 1357 nucleotides. It is a transcript of the gene mRpS31, whose product is annotated as mitochondrial ribosomal protein S31. Gene Ontology annotation, molecular function: structural constituent of ribosome. Gene Ontology annotation, cellular component: mitochondrial small ribosomal subunit. The record is from RefSeq and is a predicted model, not a curated record. Lineage: Eukaryota; Metazoa; Arthropoda; Insecta; Hymenoptera; Encyrtidae.
UUGCUACAGCAGCUUCUGCUCCAAAAUGAAAGCAAAUCUUUUCAAACUUGUAUGAAAUAAUUACAAGUGUGACGUACCGGUUUCUAUUUUCCCGAUAUUUUACCGUGUACAAUAUUACACGAUGCUGUUUUUGCGUUCUUUUCCUAGAUGUAUGAGUCAUUAUGUUAAACAAUCACAAUUACACACAAGUGUUAAGUUUCUAUCUACCGAUGAGUCGUCGUCGUCGUCUUCUGAAUCUUCAGAUUCGGAUUCUGAUAAGGAGACAAAAGUAAAUGAACCUAAAAUCAGCGCAAAAAGUCAGAAGAACGAUGAGUUUUUAAAUUCGGAAAAAACCAAUGAGAGGUUAAACGCAUUGUUACUUAAAAUAUCUCAGAAUUCUACAAAAGUUAAAGAAACUUCCAAAACUGAUACUACACCAGCUGAAACUACAAUACCUGCUAGUACUCCAGGUAUUAUAGAUGUGGCACUAAAACCAAGAAGCGUUCGAUUUAAAAAGUCAGUGGAUGAACAGAAAAAAAACGUCCCAAUAGAAAAACAAAUAAUUGGAGCCGCAAAAGAUGUAGCCAAGAGCAUGGGAGGUGAUACUAAAAAAACAGAAAUAGAACUGCUCGGGCAGAUAUUAAAUUUAGGUGAGAAGGAACCACAAGAAAAUAAGAAAACCGAGGCACCUAAAGAAACUUCCGAACAAUCAUUAAGCCUUGGUGACUUACUAUCAAGCAUGAAAGUAGAUAAGCCCACAGUCGGUGAAGAUAGAAAAAAAAUGAUGGCAAGGAAAGUAGGAGAUCGUUCUACUGAAAAAUCCGUAGCAGGAUCUCUGUUGUAUCAAAAGUUAAUGAAGAAACCAAGUAAUAUAAGGGCCGAACCAUUGAGUAAGGUAGAGUUGAAUGCUCCGUGUACGGGAUUGCACAUAUUUAAAAAUAUGCCAAAAGAAGAGCCACAACAAACACUCCGACUGUUGACAUGGGAAGAAAUGGAAAAGAAGGAAAUGCAAAUGGCAACCUUCAUUUCUCCUCAGAACGUUUUUCAAGAGUUAAUACAGUGGACAGAGCAGGGAAAAUUAUGGCAUUUUCCUAUCAAUAAUGAACAAGGGCUGGAAGAAGAGGAAAAAGUUCAUUUUACCGAACACGUCUUUUUGGAACGUCACUUGAAAGACUGGUGUCCGAAAAAGGGUCCAAUCAGCCACUUCAUGGAACUAGUCUGCACAGGCUUAUCAAAGAAUCCUUACAUGACUGUUGAGGAAAAAAUCGGCCACAUAACGUGGUACAAAAAUUAUUUCGAGGACAAGAAAGAGCUGUUACGUGAAACUGGAGCUCUGGGAGAAAAGGAACCUCUUCCAGGAAAUCAAAUAGCAGCCUGA